GCACUUCCUUCGACAGUGGACCGACAGCCGAACGACAUUAGGAAAAGGCUAUUUUAAGCUAGCGGAAAAUGGACGACCUUCCAGUGGGAUAUUACAGGGUAGAGCUAAACAGAACUAUUUGGGAAGUACCUGAAAAAUACAAAGAUCUUAGUCCCAUUGGAACGGGUGCUUACGGACAAGUGUGGUAAGUCAAAUGCAGUUGCACUUCAAGAGACUACUUUUGUACAAUUAGUUCUCAUUAAGACUUAAUAACCACAGCCCCAGUAUUUACUUAAAGAAAGUAUACACAAGUAUUACACAUAUAUGAAAAUGAGCCACACGCACACGUGCUGUUUUGCUUUUUUUACCUCGUUCAGGACUGUGUGGCAACACUGCUAGAAUGCAGGUAAUGAUCGAACCUUUGACUAUGACUCACUACUUUCGAGAGGUUCGAGUUUAUCUGCAUUCUAGUUAACUUCUUUGUUUGUGUUACUACAUCAGUCGUUAGAUUUCGCUGUAAUUGUUAUUUUGUCCUAGGAUCUUGUGUUUCUAGAGCAACACCUCACCGAGAAAAUAUAAUGACAUAUUUGAUUUUUCCUUGUAACCACAAGAGAUUUUAAGAUAUCAUAUCUUGAUCUCCCAUAUCAACUUUUCAAUUAUUUCUGUGAAAUUAUUUGCCAGUGUUAUGGUACAGUGCCUUUAGAUUCAUUCUAAAUGAAAGUUGAAAAAUUGAUUCCAUGGUUGGGAAACAGAUUGGACCUUGGGACUGCGAUCUGUGAAGAGGAUGAGACUACAAAUCAGACCUGUUACACCUUUCACUAUUGACAAAAGUGUCAACCUGCAUAGUUAGGUCAAGAAUUUCGGUAGAAAAUGUUUUGAAUUUAGUGGUAUGAUAUCAGCUCAGGGUGUAAAGAAAGUCAGUUUUACAGCCUGCCAUUCGGGCAAGCUGUAGCUAGCAUGUACUAGCCCACGAGUCAUUUCAACUAGCCCAAAAACCCUUUUUGAUUGCAGGAUUGAUUACCAUCCUUCUGUAAUUUGAAUUUCCCAAAAAAAUUCACUUGCCCGUCGGGCAAGUUAAGAACAGAAUUCACUAGCCCGAAAGCAAAAUCCACCAGCCCCGGGCUAUCGGACAUGACUUUCUUUGCACACUGCCCCUAAAAAGGAUGCUAGGAUUUCCACAUAGCCUUAUGCAUAUUUCCUCAUAUGUAUUUAGUACUUUCAUAUAGUAGAGUGCAAAGAAAUUUGGUUUAAUAGCUAGCUUGUAAAAAGUUCUUGACCAGCAGGACUUUCCCCCUACAACUUUACGUGCCCAUCAGCCUUAGAACAGAAUUCAUCAAGGGUGGCACAGUUGAUUGGUGCGCGGCCUACGGUGCGUGAGGUCCCGAGUUCGACCCGCCAUGACAUCACAUCCUUGCUUCAACUUCUCUCCUUUCUGUGUACCUUUGACGAGCUUUAAACACCCUUAAAAUGGAGCACCGUUGGAGAGAGGGGGGUAAAAUGAAUGCUCCGUCAACCUCAAGUUUAUCAGUCAUGUGUGGUUGCUUUACCUUUUUUUACCUUUUAUUAGCUAUAGCAGAAUCCCCUAGCCUCAGGCUAUCCGUCAGACAAAAACUUUUUUGCACUCUGAUAGAGUCAGUAUUGCAAUGUUACUAGCCAGCUGUAAUGUAGCAAUAUAUAUUCCAUGAAAUCAAACUUUUCCAUUCAAAAUGGAAAAGGGGUGACCUGAUACCUCCUUUACAAGAAAAUAGGCCACUUCCGAGUUCCAAAAACCCUCACUUUCAAAAUGAGGCCAAGUGCACAACCUUUCUUGCCAAAAUGAGUUUUGUUUGCAGAAAUGGCCUAUUGAUACCAACUAGGUAAAUGGUGAAGCAGCUUGUAAGAUGUUUGUAUUGAAAGAUAAUUAUUGCAACUUAUUAUUUUUUUCUGUUAUAAACUCAAAGCUCGGCAACAAAUGUUGAAACUGGAGAGCAGGUUGCUAUCAAAAAGUUAUCUCGCCCAUUCCAGACUACCAUGCAUGCAAAGAGGUCCUUCAGAGAAUUGAAACUUUUACGUCAUAUGAACCAUGAAAAUGUAAGUGAAUAGUUACCAUAUAUAUGAAUGCAGAAAUCACUUAACACUUGAGAUGAUCAAACCAUAAAAUAUUUUUACAUAGUGUAUUAAUAGUGAGCUGCAUGUAGCUUACUUGUAAUGUGUAGAUUCACCCAAGGCUAAAAGAGAAGCUUCCGUUAAUAAUUUAUAAUUUACUUCAAACAACAAACUUGUUACCAUCACAAAGUACUGAAUCCACUUGGAGUUGAGUCCGCGAUCAGUUGAAAACUAAUAACCUGUCAGCGGAUAACUUAAAAGAAAAACAGGUAGCCUCGAUGGGUGGACACUUAAGUCUGUGAUAUGGUCAUUUGAUACUGGUCAGCAGAUACCCUGUUUUGACAGCUGUCAAUUGACCACAACAUGGAUGUGCAAUUAUAUCAGGCUGUUGGCUCCUAUACUAGCUAGAAAGUGUGAGAUUUUAUAUUGGUUUCCCUGUGGUGCAGGCGGAUGGGUGGAUGAUCACAUGACUACCAAAAUUUCUUGGAUGGAUAGAUAACCAAAUGUUCUUAGCUAUGGGGCUCUGCUUGAAGCACAUGCAUGGAGCUCCAUUAUAAAACACAUAGAGCAGUAUUUGGCCAAUAGAUAGUCACAAGUCCAGCUUCAGUUUCAAAUAUUGCCUUGAUUGUUGUCCAUUGCUAUCAGAAAUUUAUUAUUACUGAUAUCUUGCAGCAGAUAUAGCCUAGUGCAGACUUUGUAAAUGCAAAUAUCUAGUAGGGUGGCAUUAAGAUGAGAAAUUAAGGGGUUGGUUUUUUAAGAAACUGUGGUGUUGUGUUGGUCACCAUUGGAAGUUGUAGAAGCUGACGUUUCUAGCACUUGUCCCUCAUCAGAAUGACACAAGGAUGGCCAAUAAUAUACCUUAUCAACUUGGUUUAUAAAACCAAAUAUUUACAACGAGAUGACAUCUUUGAGUGAAAUAAACCAAUCUUGCUCAAUUAACUGGAAUGGUCAGGCUGGGGGUAUAAUUAACUUUGUGAGGAACGUUUUUACAUUUUCUACCAACCUGGAGACAGUUUUCCAUGAGCACUAAGUUUGCUAAGUAGACGUUAUUGAGUCAACGUUUUGUAGCCUUAUGGAUCUGUCAUUCAAAAUAAAGCAUUAUCGAGCAAUAACCCACCCUGUUAUCUCCUUACAGGUCAUUGGUUUACUUGAUGUAUUUACUCCAGACACAUCAUUUGAUGAAUUUAAAGAUGUGUAAGUGUAAAUUUGAGGAUACCAAAUACGAUCUUUAUCCUGUCACUUUAACUAUUUUACAUCAUUCCCGUUAUCUGUAGUAUUUUUUCUAACAAGAUUUUUGCUGCAACUUUAAUUAUCAUUAUUUGAUAUUUAAAGUACUUGUUAUUAAUUAAGUACAAACUUUUAUCAACAUUUAAAUAAAUUAAUCUGAGUUUGAGUGCUACUAUGCUGAUCAUGUUCAUUUAACUUUUUAUUACUGUUUUCAUUGUAAUCGCUAGAUACAUGGUAACAGCUCUCAUGGGGGCAGAUUUGAACAGCAUUCUUAAAUGUCAAAAGCUGACCGAUGAACAUGUCCAGUUCCUCGUGUACCAGAUAUUAAGAGGACUUAAGGUAUGUAACAUAGAAACAUGCAGGAAUCCUUUACAGCUUCACCCACAAGAGCUAAAAAAGGCCUUCAAGAAUUUAUUUGUUGGCAAACAAACGUGACAGCCCUUUGGUUAUUUGCGUGCUAAAUUGAAAUAAUGUUGGCAGCAGUAAAUCAGUUAGAAAUCAUCAUUUUUGUGCUUAAUCAUCUCACUGUUUUAGUAGACUAAAACAAAUGUCCACCUCAGUGUCUGUGGCUAGUGGUGGAUAUUUACCUCGCUGCUUCAUGGCUCGGAAAAUGCCCGCCAUGCCACUAGCCACCUCCACUUUAGUGAAUAAUAAUUAUUAUUCACUGAAGUGGAGGUGGCUGGUGGUGUGAUUUAUCAGCUCAGUUGAUAAAACCAAAUUCCACAAACACAACCCUGCAGUUUCCUUAGAAUUAAGCUCUUCUUUGAAAUAUUUAACAUUGUGUUUAUUUGUUUCAGUAUGUACACUCAGCAGGAGUCAUUCAUAGGGUAAGAAAAUUCAUAACUAUUACAUUGUUUUACAGUAACAGAAACCAUUUGGAUUUAAAACCAGCAAUAGUGUUUAUGACUGUGAAAGGUUUGAACCCAGGAGUCAUUUCAAAAGUAGGUUGAGUUUGAUCGUCCGGGUGAAUGUAGUCCUGAAUAGGACUGUUGUUGUUGACAGUGACUGACGUUUCGACAACCUGUGCGGUAGUCAUCUUCAGAGUCAAAGUGAGUUGUAUCACGUCAGUUGAUGGUAUUAUACUCUGGUUAUUGAUCUGAUUGGUCAAUUACGUCGAGAUGUUAUUGGUCGUCUGUCAGUUAAGCCGUGAUGUUAUUGGCUAUGAAGACUCGUAAUCAGUAAUAGUGUUUAUGUCGCUUUUCCAUCCUUUAUCUGUUUUUAGGUUUUUUCAGUUCACUGUGAAUAACCAGGUUAAAGAAAUAAGUACAGCCCUUUCAUCCAAGUCAUCAAUUUUAUUUUGAUUUUGGCUUUUUUAUGUUAUCUUACUUAUAAGGACUUGAAACCAAGCAACAUAGCUGUUAAUGAAGAUUGUGAGUUAAAGGUGAGUUGUUUUUUUCUGCAUGUUUAUUAUCCAUGUUGGAUUUGAGGUCUCCUCUUGCCAUAAAAAGAUAUUUUGGCACAUUACUACCUCAAUGAUUAAAAUAGAGCAACAGGAAAAUAUUGAUGCAAUCACUCAAAGUAUAUUCCUUAUUGUAACACAUCAGGAAAAAGAUGUUGACUUAUUUUUGUGCAUUGUUAAGAUAAUAUUAAAUUUUAAGUUUAUUAAUAAUUAAAAUCACCGAGUUUUUAUUGGUAGAUUCUGGACUUUGGUCUUGCAAGGAUGGCAGAAGAGGAGAUGACUGGAUACGUAGCCACACGCUGGUACAGGGCACCUGAAAUCAUGCUUAACUGGAUGCACUACAACAAAACAGGUUUGCUGCAUUCAUUUUGUCAUAAUUUACUGUUGUCCUAAAAUUGUUGUUUGUGAAAUAUAAAGAUAAUGACCUCAAGCUAAUAAUGUUUUUAAAAUAUUUUGACAGUGGACAUUUGGUCUGUUGGAUGUAUUAUGGCUGAGCUGUUGACCUCCAAGACAUUGUUUCCUGGAAAUGAUCAUAUCCUUUCACCCAACAGACUGACCAGGGAUCUUCUUAAGUCUCGGAAAGGGUGAAAAAAUCGCGUGGAGAGGGAAGUGAAAGGGAGAGAGUCUGCAGACAAACCUUUGAGGCUACUAUUCUGCCCUCUUGUCUUGUAACUGCCUAUCAUCUGUAAGCAAGAUAAUUAUCUGUCACUUGCAUACAUGGGAAUGUAAUCAAUUUUGUGUGUAAAAAGGGGGUUUGGUAGGCAACACACAACUUUUACCUCAUGUCAAAAUGCUGCUUGUCCCGGUGAGUUUUUUCUCUGGCUGGUAGAUUAUGCUCUGGAGGGUUAAGUUUUGACUCAGCAAAUCUGAUUUUUACCACUUAUUUCAUGCCAAGAGGUUGUGACACACAUGUUGAUAUUCUGUGGUUAUUUUUUCUGGUUGCUGUGAUUUACCCUCUGAUGCAAGAACAUUUUAUUUGAGCUCUUUUGAAAUGUAAAGCUCCUCAUUGCAGCUCAUUAUUAGCUCAUUAGUCAAGCGCAUGAAGACACCAUGUUAAAGACCAGAAGACCUGUUUACAAGUGAUUAUUCAAAUUGCAUGCUAUGUGCUGACCAAAAAGGCGAUGUUUACCAAACCUGUCAACACUCAAUGUUCUCUCCAAUAGGAGUUUGAUUCACAGCAGGUGCCGUGGAAUGGUGGUUCCAAAGGUUUGCCUACAGGCUCUCUUACCCUUUCCUCAAACAGAUGUAGCCUGUUCACAGGCUACUUGACUCCCAUGGAAAGCUUCUUUGCAAGGCAGUUUAUUGAGAGAAUGGGUCAUUUCCGAGUUGCCCCUAAGGUUAGCCUCUGUUUCAAAGCAUAGAAAAGUGCAAAGACAUUGAUAUGAAAAUAAUGGUUUUAUCCUCAUGCAAAUAAAAGUGAUUAUCACAAGUUUUUGCACUUAUAAGCCUCAUUUGAAAGGUAAGAGCUUUUGGAACUCGGAAAUGGCCCAUGGUCAGUAAAAACAUGGCAAACUGAAAGAAUAGUAGUUCGCAAAAAUGCGACCAUUCUAAAUGCAAAUGUGUAAUAAACUGAGUUAGCCCCUAUAAAAAUCAAAGGACUACCAAUAUGGUUGUGCUCAAAAUCUGAAAUUUUCCUGGAUGUUGCAAACAGGAACCUGUACAAAAUCCUCCAAAUCAGAGCUUUGAAUGCAAUGAAAAUGGUACUAAAAUGUUUUAGAUUAUUCAAAGUAAAAGCAGUAUUCCAGAUGUGGAAACUGGUUAAACUGCGGAAAAAUGCUGCUUAGUUUAACUUGAGGCUAUGCUGUGGUAGUUGUUGGUUGUUUAUCUUAACUUUACCAAAAUAUUGAUCAAUUGACACGGAUAAUGAAGCUUGUUGGCAAACCAGAUCAAGAGUUUUUGGACAAAAUUAGCAGUGAUUCUGUAAGUACAGCCGAUGUUUUGUUUUUAUUUGUCUUGAAAAAAUUUUGUGGAAAUUUUAACGUGUCUUAUAUGUACAGUGUAGAGAGAAAACACCUUUGCAUGGAAGUAUAAAUUUUAUAAUUUUAUAUACUCAUUUUUUACUCAUUUUUUACUCAUUUUUUAUGCUCAUUGGCUCAGUUUGUCUUACUUUUAAUUAGUAAUAAUUGAAUACGUAGAGAAGGGAUUAUUUAUACCACAAAAACAAAAAUAUGUUUUCUGUUUACAGUAAAUAGUUCAAAUAACUAUUAUAUUAUUUUAUUUAUAGUUAUUAUAUUCCCUUCAUACUAUUGAAAAUCAGUGCUUUAAAAAUCAACUAGUGCCGUUUUCUUUCAAGAAAAAUAUAUUUUAAUGUCAAUUUUUGUGUCUUCACAGGCAAGAAAUUAUAUACUGUCAAUGCCCGAGUAUGAAAAGAAACCUUUCUCAGAUGUCUUUCUACAGGCUAACCCUCAAGGUAACUAAAUUGUUUAGUGUUGACUAAACAAUAGUCAAUAUUUUCACCAUACUGAAAAUCUUCUUAGGAAUAUAUAUUAAUUUUCAUGAAAGGUUAAUACGUUCCUUUUUACACAAGAAUGUUUUCCAUCUCAAACAAUAAUAUCACUUUUUUUAUAAGAUAAACCAUUAUAAUAAAACAUAAAAUAGCCUGUUCCUGGAUACUAGCUAUUUCCUAUGGGACAGAUCUCAAACCACUUUUUUGUUUGCUUGUUUAUUUGUUUGUUCAAUCAGCUGUAGAUCUGCUGGAGAAAAUGCUUCUUCUUGAUACGGACAAUAGACUGACUGCAGAAGAAGCCCUUGCUCAUCCUUACCUUGCUACUUAUGCUGACCCAGAUGAUGAGGUACAGACUUACACUCAAUCUGCUUCUAAAUUUUCCUUAAUGUUACCUUAAGAAAUCUGUCUUUGAUCUGAUAGCACUAGAAUCUUAGGUUAUUACUUAUUUGCUGUACCCUGUGCAAGUAUAUCCUAUGUGAGAGCUUUGCAAACUAUUAGAUUUAGAUUAAGAUUAGAAAUUACAGAAGUUAAUCAUGUUCUUUGAGCCCAUUCUGUUUUCCAUUCUUUCUUUGUGGGGCCGGGGGUACAAUGAACAGAAUUUGAUAUACCACAGUAAGAUCUAGUAACACUAUUGUACUUGUUUGAUCGUGUUUCAACAAGCUGUGCUGCUGUUGGAUGAACUUUUGAUGGUGUAGCCUAGUUUUAAUAUAAACAAUACCAACAACAAAUGAGUCAAAUGAGUGAUACAUUGAAUAUUUCAAGAAUACAGAUACUCAUCAUUGACUGGUUAUGUACCACAGAUCCCUCCCUUUAGUUUUACCUUUUGAUUCACUGAGUUCAGUCAGUACACGGCAGUUAACUGAACUGAAGUUUUGCAAAUUAAAAAUUCUUCCUACAGCCAACGUGUGAGCCAUUUGAUGAAGUUCAGUUUGAAGCUAAGGAUUGGCCAACAGACAAAUGGAGAGGUAAACUGUUUUGUUGUAAUUUUAUCUGUGUUUGUAAUUUAUGGAUCAAAAAUGACCUGAAGUCAAGUACGUUCCAUGGUGAGAUUUUAGGAGACAUGCCUUCCCGUUAGUUCCUUCUUCAGGAGUCACCAUGGAUUGUGGAAACUCACUGAUGGUGGAGGGGCUAUACAUGUAGCUGGGAGGAACCUGUUCCCAGGGAUAUCUCAACACUACGGGUGGGAUUGAACGUGUUCUUUACCUCAAUCCCCCGACCCCCUAAACCCCAGUGGGAUGGUAGUUCUGCCUCUGUAAUCAUUCUUACAUCAUGUUUUUUUUCUUUUUUGAAGAACUAUGUUAUAAAGAAAUUCUUGACUUUAGAGCGAAGAAAGAAGAGGAUGCCAUGCAGACUGGCUAAUGAGAGUGAAUGACAUUGAGACAAGAACUUGGUUUUUUAAAUUAUCUCUACCAUUUUAGUAUCAGAGAUGUCUUUUGAAGAAAAGUUGCUAAGAUUAUUGCCGCUUGGUACCUUUUGACCUCCAAACACCUGAAAAAUUUUUAAGUCACUGAAAAUAUUGAAAACUGUCAAGUACAUGUAAGACUAUACUAUUAGAUAUCAUACUUUCAGCAAACCUAAAUUUCAUUCAUGGAAAAUCAACAACUUACAUUGUUACUUAAUUUAUCACUCCACAGGUAUUUUAAGUUUGUCAUGUAAUUGAUGUAAAAUACAUUGUAUCAAAAACUGUAGAAGAGUACAAAAGAAAUGGAGGAAAAUCUUUAAUGGCUGAGCUGCAUUUGCCUAUGGUUAAAACACUUCGGCCCAUCUUUUUAAGUUCUGUCAAUUUCUAGAAAAGUCUGAUUUCAUCAAGACAAGGGCAUGCUUUUGUUAUUGUGUCCCUCCAUGUUGUCAGUAAAAGACUUGCUUUGCCAAUUCUGAGUUAGAACAUGCAAAGACAUACUGCCUGUUCUGUUUGAUUGAAUGCAUGUAUAAAUAAAGAACUAAGAAAUACCAAGCUAGUAAAAACUAUGCACUUCCAACUUGUCAAAGUAAAGUGUAAAGUUUGUAUACUGUAAAACGAGUGUUAAAGUAUUAAAGGUACGUAUUGCCAUG
Molecule: messenger RNA, 9188 nt
Organism: Porites lobata
Lineage: Eukaryota; Metazoa; Cnidaria; Anthozoa; Scleractinia; Poritidae
Source: the annotation of a GenBank genome assembly